Messenger RNA from Perognathus longimembris pacificus (Pacific pocket mouse), 1609 nucleotides. It is a transcript of the gene Fgfr1op2, whose product is annotated as FGFR1 oncogene partner 2. NCBI's taxonomy places the organism in Eukaryota, Metazoa, Chordata, Mammalia, Rodentia, Heteromyidae. The transcript has 7 exons. Bases 490 to 1251 code for a protein of 253 amino acids. The record is from RefSeq and is a predicted model, not a curated record. Gene Ontology annotation, biological process: response to wounding.
GCACCCUUGUCGUAGCUGCGGUGUGUGGAGCUCGUGGGUCGGUAGUGGGCCAGGUUCCCGUCUUGUCCUGCUCGUCCCCGGUCCGUUCCCCGUCCUCGUUCGGUGUCUGUUCGCCGGAAAGGCGGGACUAGGUCACCGAGCGUCCUGGCUGGGACGUACUGGCAAGUGUGUUGGGUUCGUGUUGCCGCCGCCGCUGACGGCCCGAGAGCAGAGUAAGUGCGCACAGCCCCGGGCCGCGGGAGGCCGUGAAGCGCGGGGAAGUUACCUUAGCGGGGCACUGCUCUAGAAUCUUCCUUCCAGAAAACUGCCCCCCCUGAGUUAUUCCGUGGGAAAAGAUGAUCUCCCUUAGAGGCGUGCUUGUAUCGAGACUUGAACUCGGGGCCUGCGCGCGGUCCCUCAGCCUUUUCCACUCAAGGCUGGCGCUCUACCACUUCAGCCACAACUCCACUGCUGGCUUUUUGGUCGUUAAUCGAUGGUACUUCUUUGGAGAUGAGUUGCACAAUUGAGAAGGCACUUGCUGAUGCUAAAGCCCUGGUGGAAAGGUUGAGAGACCAUGAUGAUGCAGCAGAGUCUCUGAUCGAACAGACCACAGCUCUCAACAAGCGAGUAGAAGCAAUGAAGCAGUAUCAGGAAGAAAUACAAGAACUUAAUGAAGUUGCAAGGCAUCGACCUCGGUCCACGUUAGUUAUGGGAAUCCAGCAAGAAAACAGACAAAUCAGAGAACUUCAGCAAGAGAACAAAGAAUUACGUACAUCCUUGGAAGAGCAUCAGUCUGCCUUGGAACUUAUAAUGAGCAAGUACCGAGAACAGAUGUUUAGACUGCUAAUGGCUAGCAAAAGAGAUGAUCCUGGGAUAAUAAUGAAGUUAAAAGAACAGCAUUCCAAGAUUGACAUGGUCCACCGUAACAGCUCCGAGGGAUUUUUCCAUGAUGCAUCUCGACCCGUCCCUGAAGCACCUCAUCAUGGCCUGGAGAGGAGGCACUUGGAAGCAAAUCAUAAUGAGUUACAAGCGCAUGUUGAUCAGAUAACCGAAAUGGCAGCGGUAAUGAGGAAAGCCAUUGAAAUUGACGAGAAGCAAGGUUGCAAGGAACAAGAACGGAUAUUCCAACUCGAACAAGAAAACAAAGGCUUGAGAGAGAUUCUUCAGAUCACUCGAGAAUCGUUUCUGAACUUGAGGAAGGAGGAUGUAUCUGACAGCACGUCCUUGUCAGCCUUGGUCACCAAUAGUGACCUGAGCCUGAGGAAGAGCUGAAGGGAGCCCGGUCUGCAGCCUCAGGCUCAGUGUUGCUGCUUACCAGAACUGGCCUGUGAAUGUGAAUGUGAAUGAAUGAAUGACAGAAAACUCACAUUUCAAUCAACCCUUUUUCCCUGUGUAUAGUAAGUACAAGCCAGGCGCAUGUGACUUUCUCUUGUAAUCCUAGUUCCUAAGGAAGUUGGGAUCUGAGGGCUGUGGUUUGAAGCAAGGCUAGGCAGCAAAAUCUGUUAGGACUCUUUAUCUCCAAUUAACCAGCAAAAAAUGCAGUUGUGAUUAAAGAGGUAGAGCUUCAGUCUUGAAUGAAAAAGCUAAGGGACAACAUCCAGACUCCAGUAGUGGACAACACACACAUAAC